This is a messenger RNA of Ogataea polymorpha, 2903 nucleotides long. RefSeq lists its product as uncharacterized. The transcript has a single exon. Gene Ontology annotation, biological process: DNA damage checkpoint signaling; mitotic DNA replication checkpoint signaling; DNA repair. NCBI's taxonomy places the organism in Eukaryota, Fungi, Ascomycota, Pichiomycetes, Pichiales, Pichiaceae. The record is from RefSeq and is a predicted model, not a curated record. Bases 1 to 2028 code for a protein of 675 amino acids. Gene Ontology annotation, molecular function: chromatin binding.
AUGGUGAUGAUUACCAGCCGCGAGUCCUCUAUUGUUGCUUCAGAUGGUGAAGAGCGGUAUGCCAAGAAGCACAAAAAGGAAGACCUGAAUGAUCCAUCGUCAAAUAUCAUUUCGCUUGAUUCAGAGGACGAAAAUGGCCAGAUCGGGAUCACACAUACAGAGGUAGCAGAAGUGAGUCACAGGCCACGCAAAGUAUCAGAAAUUGCCCGUCUUUUUCGCAAACCACAAACAAUCUCCAGGAGUAGCAGUCUGAUCGAUAAUUCAGUCACAUGGGUUGAAAAGUACUGUCCUAGUGAAUCUUCGCAAUUGUGCAUACACGAGAGAAAAAUCUCAGAGUUACGCACCCAGAUACAGGACAUGGUUAAUAGCCGAACCGAAUCCAGGAUCUUGGUGCUUUCUGGUCCAAGUGGGUGUGGAAAAAGCGUUUCUGCCAAGAUCCUGUGCGAAGAGGUUAUGAACAGCAGGAGAAGAACACACAGCAAAAUGGUGAUUGAAGGCUAUGAUCAUGAAAACCGUCUGGAUAAUGUGGUGCAGUAUAGAAAUUGGAUGACACAAACAUCUAGUGAAAUGUCAAGCGUAACUAGUUUUGGAGAAUUCCUGGAGAGUUGCAAGGUUUUAACGAUGGAUAAUCUCAAAUGUGUGGUUGUAGAAGAGUUACCGAACCUCCAUCAUGACGAUACGCUGAAAGCAUUCCGGAAAAGUAUUUUGGAAUGGCUAGAUCUCGAUGCAAAAAUAAAAUUACCACCGCUGAUACUUUGUAUCACCGAAUAUGAGGUUGACCUUGAGAAUGGAACAGGCUCCUUUUCCCUUGAGUCAAAUUUCAAAACCGAAUUUGUUCUUGGGAGCAAGAUUAUCGGUAAAGAAGGCAAACAAUGGACGAGGAUUAAAUUCAAUCCUGUGGCUAAACGGUACCUGAAACGGUGUUUGAAACGCAUAGCGAUCGCUGAGGAUACCCUGAUAUCUUCCAUCAAGCAAAUUCCCAGGCAGAUGGUGGAACAAAAGAUAGAUAAGCUGUGUGGCACUGGUGAUCUUCGAAACGCGAUAAUAUUGUUUGAGUACUGGUGCAAGUACUGCUCAUCGUUGACUGAUGAAUUUUUGGGUCGUGAGUCUGCCUUAAACGUAUUUCAUUCGAUUGGGAAAAUCAUUUACGGAACGAAGCAUCCGGAAGAUGAGUAUGAGACCUAUAUUAAACGUGCUCACGAGUUUCGUUUUCUAGAGAGCUUGCAGUCAGAUCUAAAACCCCAGACCGACUACCUGACCGUGAUGAACGUAGUCACGGAAAUUUCACAAACCUCUUCGAUGUUUCAUCUUAACUUACUUGAGAAUUACUUGUCGAUUGCCUCUCGUUUGAACGAGUCGAUAGCGAGAAUCAGUGAUACGCUGUCGAUUUCCGAUGAUCUGCGGUGCAAGUCAUACUUGAGCUACUCUUUCAGUGGAGGUUCCCUUAUGAACGAAAUUGCCACCACCAUAGCAUGCCUAGGGACACGAAUGGAAUGCAAAAGUAUAAAGGCAGACUCCAACAAGUCUGGUGCUUUUCUUAGCAUGCGAUAUUCGAGGGAUAGUAAAUAUAAGAAGAAGCUUCGUCGAAUUCUGCAAGAGACGGCCGACUUCGCUGCCAGGAGAGCGGCCAGACUCAUACCACAGGGCAGGUACACUUAUCUGAGCGCUUUCGAACUAGUUUCCUGUGACGGGUUUUACGAGUGCUCGAUUUUGAACUCGAAAAAGCUGCUAAAGAAAAGCGAACAGUCAGGCAUCCGACGUGGGAUGAACAUGAGGAGACUGGGAGGAGACUUUACCAACUUAAUGAUGGCAGACACAGAAUUCAAGGUAGACGACGACGAAGAGGUCGACAUGCCAGUGGCAAGUAAAAUAAAGUCGCAGCUGGAGGAGCUGUACUUUGGGACCGAAGCCCCUGCCCUGGCCGAUGAUUCAGACACAGAGUUUGACACUGAUCCGAUUGUGAAUACCGAUCAGGAAAACAUGUCUGCAGACGAAUUUAGUGACGACUCGCUGGUUUUACAAUUAUAAGUCAAAAAAUAUUAUUAGUUGCAUUAAGCUACCAUGCAAAAUUAGCUGGCGUUGUUUGCCUCUUCCAAAGCGUGCUCGAAAAAAUGCUCGUCUUCGCUCAAGUUGUCUUUCACAAUAUCGAGUCCACCUUGAAAGACACCGCCAAUGUAAAGCUGUGGGAACGUAGGCCAGUCGCUGAAUUUUUUCAGUCCCUGUCUGACGGCGUCGUCUUUAAGAAUAUCAAAAAAUCCGAAUCUCACCUGGUGCUCUCUCAGAAUUGCCACCAGCUGUCUUGAGAAUCCACACUGUGGAGCAGAUGGAGUACCUUUCAUGAACAACAUGAUAGGAGCUGCGGUUGUCAGCUUUGCGAGUCUGGCGUUCAAUUGCUCAGGGGUUUCUUCUUCAGGGGAAGGCGAUUUUGAGCUCGAUGAGCCGGAUUCUCUAGUGGAAGCCGGCUCUGGUUGUGGCACAUUGGAUGACAGAGAGCUUUGUGAUUGUUGUGGUUUGUCGCUGAACUGGUUCAACGCUGUCACAAACUCUUUAGGGUCUGCUCCACUGAGCUCCUUCAAAAUGGUUCCAUUUCUGACUAAGACAAAGUAGGGAACAGCAGACACGUCGAAGAGGUCGGCGAUUUCAGGAUGGUCAUCGGCAUUUAUGGAAAGAAACGAUGUGUUGCUGUGCUGAGAAGAGUCGGACAAAGUGGAGUAGACCUUAUUCAUUUGGAUGCAUGGGGAGGCCCAGGGAGUGUGGAAAUAAAGAGCAAUGAGCUUGUUUGACACGGAUGUCAGCUCGGUGAACUGGUCUUGCGAAGUGAUCUCAAUAACAGUCAUUAUAAAUACGUUCAGACUAGAAAAAAUACCUCAACAAUUUAAAAGUUUGGCUGUCCUUAUAUUGAC